AUGACCGCCUUCUCCUCGUACCACAGAAACGCUGGCAUGGCAGCACUAAUGCUCCUCCUGAUCCCGGCACUGCUGAGUGUGGCGGUGGCCGGGGGGCCGCCGUUCUCGUGCGGCCCGUCGUCGCUAUCGCGAGGUCUCCCGUUCUGCAACAAGAAACUCCCCGCAGCGCAGCGCGCGGCGGACCUGGUGUCGCGGAUGACGCCUGCGGAGAAGGUGGCGCAGCUGGGGGACAUCGCAGCCGGGGUGCCGCGGCUGGGCGUGCCGUCGUACAAGUGGUGGAACGAGGCGCUGCACGGGGUGGCCAUCUCCGGCCGCGGGAUUCACCUGAAUCAGGGCGCCGUCCGCUCCGCCACCAGCUUCCCGCAGGUGCUGCUCACCGCCGCCGCGUUCAACGACAACCUCUGGUUCCGCAUCGGCCAGGCGACCGGCAAGGAGGCUCGGGCACUGUACAACAUCGGCCAGGCGGAGGGGCUCACCAUGUGGUCCCCGAACGUGAAUAUCUUCCGGGACCCGCGGUGGGGCCGCGGCCAGGAGACCCCCGGCGAGGACCCCGCGGUGGCCAGCCGGUAUGCCGCCGCCUUCGUCAGGGGUCUGCAGGGGAGCAACAACAACUCGAAGGGGGCAGCGCCGCCGGUGCUGCAGACCUCGGCGUGCUGCAAGCACGCCACGGCGUACGACCUGGAGGACUGGAAGGGCGUGUCGCGGUACAGCUUUGCCGCCAAGGUGACGGCUCAGGACCUGGCGGACACGUUCAACCCGCCGUUCCGGAGCUGCGUGGUGGACGGGAAGGCCAGCUGCGUCAUGUGCGCCUACACGUCCGUCAACGGCGUGCCAUCGUGCGCCAACGCCGACCUGCUCACCAAGACGUUCCGGGGGAGCUGGGGCCUGGAUGGAUACGUCGCCGCCGACUGCGAUGCGGUGGCCAUCAUGCGCAACUCACAGUUCUACCGCCCGACGGCGGAGGACACCGUCGCGGUCUCGCUCAAGGCUGGAUUAGACAUAGACUGCGGCACCUACAUCCAGCAGCACGCCACGGCCGCAAUCCAGAAGGGGAAGCUAACGCAGCAGGACGUUGACAAGGCCGUCAAGAACCUCUUCGCCACCCGCAUGCGGCUCGGCCACUUCGACGGCGACCCCAAGACCAACAUGUACGGCGGCCUCGGCGCCGCCCACAUCUGCACGGCGGAGCAUAAGAACCUCGCGCUCGAGGCGGCGCUUGACGGCAUCGUCCUGCUAAAGAACACCGCAGGCGUUCUUCCAGUAAAACGGACGGCGGUCGCAUCGGCCGCUGUCAUCGGCCACAACGCCAACGACGUUCUGGCCCUCAUCGGAAACUACUGGGGCCCGCCGUGCGAGCCGACGACGCCUCUCAAGGGGAUCCAAGGGUACGUCAAGAACGCGAAGUUCCUGGCCGGGUGUAACUCGGCGGUCUGCAACGUCGCCGGGACGGCCCAGGCGGUCGCGCUGGCAAGCUCAUCGGACUCCGUGUUCCUGUUCAUGGGGUUGAGCCAGCAGCAGGAGUGCGAGGGGCGCGACAGAACGAGCCUGCUGCUCCCGGGGAACCAACAGAGCCUCAUCACCGCCGUCGCCAACGCGGCGAAACGGCCGGUGAUCCUGGUGCUCCUCACCGGUGGCCCGGUAGACAUCACGUUCGCACAGUCGAACCCGAAGAUCGGCGCCAUCCUGUGGGCCGGCUACCCUGGCCAGGCCGGUGGCCUCGCCAUCGCCAAAGUCCUCUUCGGCGACAAGAACCCCAGCGGCAAGCUGCCGGUGACGUGGUACCCGGAGGAGUUCACAAAGUUUCCCAUGACGGACAUGCGGAUGCGCUCCGACCCGGCCACCGGCUACCCUGGCCGAAGCUACCGUUUCUACAAGGGGAAGACCGUCUACAAGUUCGGCUACGGCCUCAGCUAUUCCAAGUUUUCCCACCGGCUAGUCACCGGCAGCAGGAACCCGGCGCAGAACACAAGCCUACUCGCUGGCCUGACAGCGACGUCCGAAUACAACGCAAGCUACCACGUCGACGACAUUAGCGCCGAGGUGUGCGACCAGCUCACGUUCCCGGCCGUGGUCAAGGUGAAGAACCACGGCCCAAUGGACGGCAAGCACUCGGUGCUCAUGUUCCUCCGGUGGCCCAACGCUACCGACGGCCGGCCGGCGAGUCAGCUGAUCGGGUUCAGGAGCCAGCACCUCAAAGCAGGGGAGAAGGCAAACCUCAGGUUUGACGUCAGCCCGUGCGAGCAUUUCAGCAGGGUGAGGGAGGAUGGCAGGAAGGUGAUAGAUAAAGGGUCCCAUUUCCUCAUGGUUGACAAGCAUAAGUUGGAGAUUAAAUUCGAGGCUUGA
Messenger RNA from Phragmites australis (common reed), 2343 nucleotides. RefSeq names its product probable beta-D-xylosidase 7. The transcript is spliced from 3 exons. Gene Ontology annotation, molecular function: xylan 1,4-beta-xylosidase activity; alpha-L-arabinofuranosidase activity. The record is from RefSeq and is a predicted model, not a curated record. Lineage: Eukaryota; Viridiplantae; Streptophyta; Magnoliopsida; Poales; Poaceae. Bases 1 to 2343 code for a protein of 780 amino acids. Gene Ontology annotation, cellular component: plant-type cell wall. Gene Ontology annotation, biological process: xylan catabolic process; arabinan catabolic process.